UCCUGGAAGGUAACCAUGGCUGCCACACUCUCCAUCCAUUUAACCCUUCGCUUCUUCCUCUCUCUUUCCCCUCAUACCCCAAUUCUCUCUCUCUAUCUCUCUCUUCUACUCUCAUUUCAUCUCUUCUCUCUACUGGGUUAGAUUUUCAUUCUCUCCUAAUUCCACUAUGAAACUCACCAAGAUCAUCCCCGGAAAGCUUCUCAAGCUCAAGAAAUCGCGUUCCGUUUCCAGAUCGGAAAAUGAAGCGUUGUCGUUCAGCUCCCAGACGACGACGUCCUCAUCCGCAUCCGACGACGGUUUCAAGAAGCCCACUGGCUUAUCCACGCCGACCAGCGUGCUUCCUUCGCUGUCCGCUGAAAUAUCUCCCAACGAAUGGCCGGAAAUCCCGGCCGACAUCUACUUCGAGCUGAAACAGGCUUUCGAGAUGAUCGACAGAGACGGCGACGGAAAAAUAAAGAAGGAGGAGCUGGAAGGCUUGCUCUGCCGGCUGGGGCCCGAGCCGCCCUGCCAGGAGGAGCUGAAACUGAUGUUAACCGAAGUGGACAGAGACGGCGACGGGUGUAUUAGCCUGGAAGAGUUCUACGCGAUCGGCUCCGCCUUCGCUCCGCCGGCUCGCGACGGCGAACUGAGGGACGCGUUCGACUUCUUUGACUCGGAUCGCGACGGGAAGAUAACGGCGGAGGAGCUGCUGAACGUUUUCAAAACGAUCGGGGACGCGCGGUGCACGCUGGAGGACUGCCGGCGAAUGAUAAGAGGGGUGAACAGAAACGGAGACGGGUUCGUCUGCUUCGAGGACUUCAGCCGUAUGAUGGAACAGCAGCAAAGAUAGUACUCCAAAUUCUCCUAAUCUUGUUUCACAACAAAAAUAAUAAGAAAAGGAAAAAUUAUUAUCAUUUCGCUGCCCUGAAAUUUUCCUUUAUUAUUAUAAACUCUUAAAUUUAAUUUUUCCAUCACAAAAUAUGUGUUGCACUAUAAACAAAAAUGUGUAUAUAUAAAAGAAAGUUUCUAUACACA
Molecule: messenger RNA, 1014 nt
Organism: Sesamum indicum (sesame)
Lineage: Eukaryota; Viridiplantae; Streptophyta; Magnoliopsida; Lamiales; Pedaliaceae
Product: putative calcium-binding protein CML35
Molecular function (GO): calcium ion binding
Source: RefSeq, a predicted model, not a curated record